This is a messenger RNA of Monodelphis domestica (gray short-tailed opossum), 3433 nucleotides long. It is a transcript of the gene CLSTN2, whose product is annotated as calsyntenin 2. Gene Ontology annotation, cellular component: cell surface; postsynaptic membrane. The record is from RefSeq and is a predicted model, not a curated record. NCBI's taxonomy places the organism in Eukaryota, Metazoa, Chordata, Mammalia, Didelphimorphia, Didelphidae. Gene Ontology annotation, biological process: positive regulation of synapse assembly; homophilic cell-cell adhesion; positive regulation of synaptic transmission. Gene Ontology annotation, molecular function: calcium ion binding.
GGACUGGGACAGGUGAAGGAGGCAGCUGGAGGUUUGAGGUUGGGGGGGAGGUGGCUCGGGAAAGGGCUGGGAGAGAAAGGUUGAUGGAGGAAACUUAGGGAAGGCUUGUGACUGUCUCUAGGAUUCCACUGUGGAAUACAGUCUAGGAGCCCGACAAGCUUAGUGUCCGCUGCUCAUGAAUAUGCACGAGCCACCUCCCUGUGACGUCACGGGCCGUCCCAGGGUGAGCGCCAGAGCAGCUUCGGGUCCACGGCAGUGAGCGCUAUUGCCAGCAACCAGAGCGGUGUCCGCCGGAGCUAGGGUUUGUGUAAGAGCAGCGUCGGCAGUAGCAGCUUCAGCGGUGUCCGGAGCGCAUCCAGCCCACUGAGGCCGGCCACCCACUCUGCAGCGGACAGCUCCUUCUCCCGUGUCAAGAACCGUGUUUGCUUGGAGCGGGUGUGGACUGUAGGAGGGUAGGCGCGCUCCGUCUCUCCAGCCUCAAGGAUGCUGCUGGGGAUGCUAUGGUGGGUGCCAGUCCUGCUCUCGCUGGGCGUGGGGAGCAGCAGCAGCAGCAGCAGCAGCAGCAGUGGCAGCAGCCGUCGUCGCCGCCUCCUCGCGGCUAAAGUAAACAAACAUAAACCCUGGAUUGAAACCUCAUACCACGGAGUCAUAACUGAGAACAAUGACACUGUCAUUUUGGAUCCACCUCUUGUUGCCCUGGAUAAGGAUGCCCCGGUUCCUUUUGCAGGUGAAAUUUGUGCUUUUAAAAUCCAUGGUCAAGAAAUGCCCUUUGAAGCUGUAGUACUAAACAAGACAUCCGGAGAAGGUCGACUCCGAGCAAAAAGCCCAAUUGACUGUGAACUUCAGAAGGAGUACACAUUUAUCAUCCAGGCCUAUGACUGUGGGGCGGGACCUCAUGAAACCAACUGGAAGAAAUCUCACAAGGCAGUGGUCCACAUUCAAGUGAAGGAUGUGAAUGAGUUUGCACCAACUUUUAAGGAGACCAUGUAUAAGGCUGUGGUGACCGAGGGGAAGAUCUAUGACAGCAUUUUACAAGUGGAAGCCAUAGAUGAAGACUGUUCUCCCCAGUACAGCCAGAUAUGCAAUUACGAAAUCGUCACAAGUGAUGUGCCUUUUGCCAUUGACAGAAAUGGUAAUAUCAGGAACACUGAGAAACUCAGCUAUGACAGGCAGCAUCAGUAUGAGAUCAUGGUUACUGCCUUUGACUGUGGCCAAAAACACGCAACAGAAAGUGUCUUAGUGCAAGUGGAUGUGAAACCUGUCUGUAAACCUGGCUGGCAAGAUUGGGCCAAGAGAAUCGAGUACAAGCCUGGUUCAGGGAGUAUGCCCCUAUUUCCCAGCAUCCACCUGGAAACUUGUGAUGGGCCUGUUUCUUCGAUCCAGAUAACCACAGAACUACAGACUAAUUACAUUGGAAAGGGAUGUGAUCGAGAGACAUACUCCGAAAAAUCUCUUCAGAAGUUAUGUGGAGCUUCUUCAGGAGCCAUAGACCUCUUGCCUUCUCCCAGUGCAGCCACCAACUGGACAGCUGGACUUCUGGUAGACAAUAAUGACAUGAUCUUCAAAUUUGAUGGCAAACAGGGUGCGAAGAUUCCAGACGGGAUUGUCCCCAAGAAUUUAACAGAUCAAUUUACAAUCACCAUGUGGAUGAAACAUGGCCCAAGCCCUGGAGUGAGAGCAGAAAAAGAAACCAUUCUCUGCAAUUCAGAUAAAACUGAAAUGAACCGUCAUCAUUAUGCCCUCUAUGUGCAUAACUGCCGCCUUGUGUUUCUUUUGAGGAAAGACUUUGACCAAGCAGAUACCUUUCGACCAGCAGAAUUCCACUGGAAGCUAGAUCAGAUUUGUGACAAGGAGUGGCAUUACUACGUCGUCAAUGUGGAGUUUCCUGUGGUCACCUUAUACAUGGAUGGCACGACAUAUGAGCCUUACCUCGUGACAAAUGAUUGGCCCAUUCACCCAUCACACAUAGCCAUGCAACUUACGGUUGGCGCAUGUUGGCAAGGAGGCGAAGUCACAAAACCACGAUUUGCUCAGUAUUUCCACGGCAGCCUGGCGAGUCUCACAAUCCGCCCAGGAAGAAUCGAGAGUCAGAAAGUGAUUUCCUGCUUGCAAGCCUGCAAGGAAGGUUUGGAUAUUAAUUCCCUGGAGAGUCUUGGCCAAGGAAUAAAGUAUCACUUCAACCCGCCUCAGUCAGUUCUUGUCAUGGAAGGAGAAGACAUCGGGAAUAUAAAUCAGGCUCUCCAGAAAGUAUCCUACAUCAACUCCAGGCAAUUCCCUACUGCAGGCGUCAGGAGGCUCAAAGUGUCAUCCAAAGUCCAAUGUUUUGGAGAAGAUGUCUGCAUUAGCAUCCCAGAUGUGGAUGCCUAUGUGAUGGUGCUGCAGGCCAUAGAGCCCAGAAUCACCAUCAGUGGAACAGAUCACCUCGUGAGGCCAGCUGCCCAGUUUGAAAGCACCAGAGGGGUGACUCUCUUUCCUGAUGUCAAGAUCGUGAGCACCUUUGCCAAAGCAGAGCCUCCUGAAGACUCAAAGGAGGAAGACCAAGCACCAAAGCAUGUGCUCUUAGAAGAGAUGCUACACAACCUUGAUUUCUGUGACAUUUUGGUUACUGGAGAAGAACUUGAACCUGGGCAGGAGUGCUUAGAACUAGACUAUGAUGAGCUACGAGAAAGACAUCUAGAUGCCACAAACUCCACAUCAGGCUAUUCUAUAUAUGGUGUGGGAACAAUGACCAGCUAUGAACAGGUCCUUCGCCAAGUCCGCUAUCGCAAUUGGCAACCAGCUAGCCUUGAUGAUAGAAAAUUCCAGAUCAAAUGCUCAGAGCUCAAUGGACGCUAUACCAGUAAUGAAUUUAACUUAGAGGUGAAUGUUCUGCAUGAGAUGAACUCAGACACUGUGCAUAUCAACCACAUGAUUGUGCAACCUCAAUUCCUCCAGUCAAUCCAUCAUUCAGAGCCUGAAAUAAGCAGUAUGCGUAAUUCAGUCAUUCCCAGCAUUGCUACAGUGGUCAUAAUUGUCUGUGUCGGGAUGCUGGUAUUUGUUGUAGCCAUGGGUGUGUACCGAAUCCGAGCGGCACACCAGCACUGCAUACAAGAGAAUGAAUCAACCAAAGAGAGUGAAAUGGAUUGGGAUGACUCUGCACUUACUAUCACUGUCAAUCCCAUGGAGAAAUAUGAAGAACCAGGCCAUGUGGAAGAGGAGAGUGAAGAAGAGGAGGAAGAAGAAGAGGAAGUAGAAGAAGAAGAAAGCUCCAGCGAUGACUCAGAUGACAGUGAGGAAGAGGAGGAAGAGAUUGGCAAGGGCAGAGGUGGGCAGAAUGGCCCCAGGCAAGCCCAGCUGGAAUGGGAUGAUUCAACACUCCCUUACUAGACUAGCCCAUGGUCCCAGGUGUAUCCCUUUUGUAAACACCAAUACAAUGUAUUCCUGAGUCCAGUUA